Tachyglossus aculeatus (Australian echidna) is the source of this 2735-nucleotide messenger RNA. Its product is annotated as zinc finger protein 497-like. NCBI's taxonomy places the organism in Eukaryota, Metazoa, Chordata, Mammalia, Monotremata, Tachyglossidae. The transcript has 7 exons. Gene Ontology annotation, cellular component: nucleus. Gene Ontology annotation, biological process: regulation of transcription by RNA polymerase II. The record is from RefSeq and is a predicted model, not a curated record. The annotation marks the transcript as partial. Gene Ontology annotation, molecular function: RNA polymerase II cis-regulatory region sequence-specific DNA binding; DNA-binding transcription activator activity, RNA polymerase II-specific.
CAACACGACACUUCCGCUGGUUCGGCCGGGCUGGUGCUGCCGCCGGCGCCGGGUGACGGGGGCUCACGUGGGCAGUGGGGGGCCAAACCAAUUCCAGGGUGCGGCCCGAGCACGGGAGGGCCCUACCUUGCCCUUCGGAAGCACCGCUGCCUCAGCAGUGCUCCGCCCAAGUCGCCAGGGGGAGGAAAGCACCCACGAAGGCCUGCACAGCCGAACUUGAAAAUGAAUGACCUUAAAGGCAAAUCCCAGUACAUUCCACCGGUGACCUUACGUUUGCAUGAGGAAAUCACAACCUCCAAACUCUAUUCUUCAGCAGCUGAGGGGUUUGAAGCCCAAAUUGCCAGCCUGGUGGAGAUGUUCCUGGUGGAAGUGUACAGGUGCAAGCUCUGCCAGUUCACCAGCAGCAUAAAGAAGAAAAUCCGGACUCAUAUGGUUAACAUUCACGAACAGGAUGGGAUCCAUCUGAGCUCAGAAAUUAGCACGGAUCCCGAGGAAAAUGACUCCUUCAGCGUUGGCGAUGAUGAGGUCAGCCAAGAAAACAAGGAGAACGAAGAGGCGCUGGAGAAAAUGUCUUUCCUUCUGCCGAUGUACAGGAUGCUUCGGAACAUGAGUCCCGAGUGCUGUGGCGUGAACCUGGAGAGCCCCCCCGGCAGUCCCCCGGGACCCCCGACGUGUCAGGCCGACCCCCUGUUCGAAGAAGAUGCUGGGAAAUUUCAACUCAUCGAGUCCUGCCCUGGGGCCUCGGACCCCAGCCCAUUCUCCGAGGGCCUCGCUGACUCUGCUGAAAGGAGGGAAGAUGAGGAAGCCCAGUCUGAGCAUCUCAUGUCUCUCGGUUUGUGCCGCAUUUCUAGGGUCAAGUCUCAAACCGUAGGGGUGGGGCUGAAAGGGCCUGGCCUGGGCCCGAGGCAGGAAGCUGGUAAAAGUCUGAAACCAAGUAGAGCCGACAGCAGUGCCUCCACUCAGCCUCUGAAAGACAUUUACACUUUCAAAGGCAGAGAAGAAAGGAGACUGCUUCAUUUGUGUUCCUCCUGUGACUGUGAGUUCAAGUCCAAAGCCGCACUUAAAAUCCACGUGAAGUGUCAUAACAGAGACCAAGGCUUCAAUUGCGUUUAUUGUAAUUGCUACGUGACCGAAUGGAACUUAAUGGAAAAGCAUCUACAAACACACAAGCAGAUCAAAGGGAGCUAUCAGUGCCCGGCCUGUGAAAAAGUUUUCGUCACACAGAGUGCCCGGAGAAUGCACAAGGAUUGUCACGGGAGAAAGCCCGAUCUUUUUCAGUGCACAAAGUGUUCGUCUUUUUACGAAACAGAGCAUUUGCGAAAUCUCCACAAGUCUUGUCAUUACGAUGACAUAUUUAAAUGUCCGCACUGUGAGUUCACUGAUAAAGAAUGGCCCAGGGUUCACAAGCAUCUGAUCACCCAUAACCCCAAUGCAAAACUACAUUCUUGCACCGAUGGUGAAAGGAAAUUCUUCAGAAUGACGGAGCAAAAGGAGCCCCUGUCCAAACCCAAGGACGGCCGGCCCUUUCUUUGUUCCCUGUGCGGGCAGGCGUUCAAGGGCAGACGUCAGCUGAGCAGGCAUCACAAACGUGCACAUCAAAAGCCAAGUGUAAAGGAAAGGAAAAAAAGAAGGAAAGCUGAGGGUGGCCUCAUUUUUUCAGCCCCAGAAGCCACAGCCAGAAGCAGGACAGACACCGAAGAGUAUGUCUGCAACAUUUGUAACAGGAAAUGUUCCUCUAAAUUGGCCCUACAGAGACAUAUGGGAAUACACGCGGGAGUCAAGCCCUUUCACUGCCAUCACUGUGACUACAAAACCCGAUUGAAGGCUUCUCUGAUACAACACAUGCGAGUCCACACUGGUGAGAAGCCUUUCAAGUGUGAAGUCUGCCCUUACGCCUCAAUCGACGCGAGCUCCCUGCGCAGGCAUUUCAGGACUCACACCCGGGAGAGGCCAAACAAAUGCCAGCUUUGUUCGUACAGUUGCAUCCAGAAGAAGAGCCUGGAUCUCCACGUCCGGCGCCACCACACAGGAGAGGCAUUUGCCUGUAAUUUUUGUUGCUACUCCUCCCCCGACAAACAACUCCUCCGGAAACACACAAAGAAACACCACCACGGUGCAGAGACCCCCUCGACCAACGGCCAGCCAAACCCCGGCCUCAAACCAUUUCCCGGGGAUCUUUAGACUCUGCGAGCGGGGUCCCCUGUCAAAGGAGCUAAUCCCAAAGGAUGCCACCGCAGCCGCUCACGUCAGGCAUUGGGUCUUCUCACCGAGACGACCAAGUAGGUUAUCUCCGGGCAGAAGAGAAGGAGCAACCAUCACAAGGACACACAACUCAGAGGACGGGCCCCGGGCUGGACGUUUCUCCUCCUCACCCACUGCAUGUGAAUUUAUCCCUUUUGGCUUGGAGCUUCUUAACAUGAUCUAGAUCCUAACGUGUGGGCAGGGCCCGAGCGGACCGCUUUAAGUUUUCCGGUAACUCUGGGUUUCUGCAAGGUUUCCGUGCUGCCUCAUAUAAAUGCCAGACUGGGCGUUCCGGAUCCCAGGCCGAAAAACAGAAACAGCGAGGCAUCUCGGUAAGUUGAUCAAGUUAAAUAGGCCACCGAGAACCUCUGACAGCUAGCAUUCUUCUCGGUUGUUAUUUAUAGCGGGCAGGUGACCGCCCCCGACCCCCUUCCCGACUGUCAGGUGGUGAAACAAUAAACGCAGAAAGCGUGUUGAACUGUAACAUCCAAUAA